Hyla sarda is the source of this 4317-nucleotide messenger RNA. RefSeq names its product PR/SET domain 15 (gene PRDM15). Lineage: Eukaryota; Metazoa; Chordata; Amphibia; Anura; Hylidae. The coding region runs from base 234 to 3842 and encodes 1202 amino acids. Gene Ontology annotation, biological process: cell fate commitment; regulation of transcription by RNA polymerase II. The transcript is spliced from 24 exons. Gene Ontology annotation, molecular function: RNA polymerase II cis-regulatory region sequence-specific DNA binding; DNA-binding transcription factor activity; histone deacetylase binding. The record is from RefSeq and is a predicted model, not a curated record. Gene Ontology annotation, cellular component: cytoplasm; nucleus.
UCCCCCAUAUAAGUGUUUCCCAACCAGAGUACCCCCAGCUGUUGCAAAACUACAACUCCCAGCAUGACAUGACAGCCUUUGGCAUCGGGAUUGGCUUCUUGGAGAGAGGAAGGGACAGAAUAACCGGAUGACUUUUUAAGACUAAGAAAUCGGCUGCAGGACAACAAAAUGGCUGACGUGUUGCUAUGCCUGUUUCUCACUAGCGUCAUGUCUUCUCUCUCCAGGUCCGUCCAAUGGCCCAAGAAGGGAUGGACGAGUCGGUGUUUAUAUGGUGCGAUGACUGUGGACAGUAUCAUGACUCCGAGUGUCCGGAGCUCGGCCCCGUAGUGACAGUCCACGACUCGUUUGUACUGAGCAGAGCCAGGUCAUCACUUCCCACCAAUCUGGAGUUCAAACUCAUAGGAGAUGGCACGGAGGGGGUGUUUGCGGUCACUCCACUCGUCAAGCGCACUCAGUUUGGUCCAUUCGAAUGUAAGAGAGCUGAAAAUCUGGACAAAGAAACGGUCUUUCCACUCAAGGUGUUCCAGAAGGAUGGGCUGGUUGUAUUUUUUGAUACGUCCAGCGAGGAGGAAUGUAACUGGAUGAUGCUGGUCAGGCCGGCCACGGAUUACACCCAUCAGAACCUGACGGCGUACCAGCACGGGAACGACGUCUACUUCACUACCUCGCGGGAUAUCGCAGCUGGCACCGAGCUACGGGUGUGGUACGCGGCUUUCUAUGCAAGAAAGAUGGAGAAGCCUUUGCUGAAGCCUCCUAUACCAUCUCACAAUGAGGUGGCAUUUUUGGCACCUGAGCCUGAGAAAGAAGUCAGUCCGACCUCCUCAAAAUCCAACCAGCUGGCCUCCAUGACCUCCAAGAAGAUGAAAAUCGUCCGACCACCGGCUGCAUUCACUUCAGUGAACUGUCAGGAGAACAGCGACAUCAUUCACGUGGAGACCUGUGAGUGGGCGUGUAAAGUGUGCAACACAACAUUUAUGGAACCCAGUCUGCUGACAGAGCACUUAUUAAGUCACCUGGAGCAGACAAAAGGAAUAGCCCCUCCCGGACCAUGUGACCCCACGUAUGAAGAGGAGGGUACAGUGAUGGCGCCGCCGGAGCAGACCGUGGUGUGCACUACCCCUGCCGUCAGGAACGCCCUGAAGAAGAAGCCGAAGAGGAGCCGCAAAGCGAAAGCCGUGAAGGCCGACAUUCCCUUAGUGAUUGUGGAGGACGAUAGCCCCCCAGCACACCAUCCCAUUAUGUACAGUCCGGUCUUCCCGUCGGAUCGCGUGGCUGAAAUAAUCACGGAGAUCCCUCCCGACGACGUUCCCCUUCCGCACGAUUCUGACGACAAGUUCAUGGAAUUGAUGUUGGGAAAACUGCCGCCCGCCAACAACGCCAACUUACCUCCUGUUUCCAAGUUUGCUUUCCACCAGGGGAACAAUAUGAUGAAGAGAGGACUGCUGCUAUCGGGAUCCCGCCACAGCAUGAGAAGGAAGUUUGUGCGGCAGCUGGGAGAUCACAAACGCAUCUUUCAGUGCAACAUAUGCAGCAAAGUUUUCCGAAACAGCAGCAACCUGAGCCGACAUAUCCGAUCUCACGGGGACAAGCUCUUCAAAUGCGAGGAGUGCGCUAAACUUUUCAGCCGUAAAGAGAGUCUCAAGCAGCACGUGUCCUACAAGCACAGCAGGAACGAGGUUGACGCCGAUUACAGAUACCGCUGCGCCACUUGUGAAAAGGCGUUCAGGGUGGAGGCCUUUCUGGAGUUCCACAACUGCAGAACAGACGACAAGUCGUUCCAGUGUGAGAUGUGCUACAGAUUCUUCUCCACCAACAGCAACCUCUCCAAGCACAAGAAGAAGCACGGGGAGAAGAAGUUUGCCUGUGAGAUCUGUAACAAACUCUUCUACAGGAGGGACGUGAUGCUGGAACAUCACCGCAGACAUCUGGAAGGAGUGAGACGUGUGAAGCGGGAGUCAUCCAUCCCACAGCCAACCGACCAUACCAUCAAGUACAAAAAAGAGCCUUCGGCCUGUCCAGUCUGCGGAAAGAUGUUCUCUUGCCGGAGCAACAUGAACAAACACCUCCUCACACACGGAGAUAAGAAGUACACCUGUGAGAUCUGCGGUCGGAAGUUCUUCAGGGUGGACGUCCUGCGAGAUCACAUACACAUUCACUUCAAGGAUAUUGCUCUGAUGAACGAUCAGCAAAGGGAAGAAUUCAUUGGGAAGAUCGGCAUCUCCUCCGAGGACAACGAUGACAACUCGGAUGGGAGCGCUGACUCCGAGCCCCACAAGUACAGCUGUAAGAGGUGUCAGAUCUCUUUUGCCCGGGGGAAGGAAUACCUGAAGCACAUUAUGGAUGUCCACGCGGAGAACGGCUAUGACUGUAGUAUAUGUCACAGGAGAUUUGCACUGAAAGCCACUUACCACGCACACAUGGUGAUCCACCGUGAGAACCUACCUGAUCCUGAAGUGCAGAAGUACAUUCAUCCAUGUGAGGUUUGUGGCAGGAUUUUCAACAGUAUAGGAAACCUGGAAAGACACAAACUCAUCCAUUCAGGGGUGAAGAGCCACGGCUGUGACCAGUGCGGGAAAUCCUUUGCCAGGAAAGACAUGUUAAAGGAACACAUGAGAGUCCAUGAUAACAUCCGGGAAUACCUGUGUGCAGAGUGCGGAAAAGGGAUGAAGACGAAGCACGCUCUGCGGCAUCACAUGAAGCUGCACAAGGGCAUUAAAGAGUACGAGUGCAUGGAGUGCCACCGCAAGUUUGCCCAGAAGGUGAACAUGCUGAAGCAUUAUAAGCGGCACACAGGUAUUAAGGACUUUAUGUGCGAGUUAUGUGGGAAAACAUUCAGUGAGAAGAACACGAUGGAGACCCACAAACUGGUGCAUACUGCAGUGGGGAAGCAGUGGAGCUGCGCGGUGUGUGAUAAGAAGUACGUCACGGAAUACAUGCUCCAGAAGCACGUCCAGCUCACGCAUGACAAGGUGGAGGCCCAGAGCUGUCAUCUCUGCGGAACCAAGGUCUCCACCCGAGCGUCUAUGAGCCGACACCUGAGACGCAAGCACCCAGAGGUCCUUUCUUUGCGGAUAGAAGAUUUGAACGAUCUAGAAGAGCAGGGAGCCAUUGACGAAACCUCAGUCGCUCAGCCAGGGUUAGAUGAAGAGGAUGAAGACGACCUACCGAGGGGUAAACCGCUGCGGCUGGUGACUGAGCACGACAAGUGCGGCGCCGAAGUGCAGGAGGUGGUACACGGGGAUGUGGAGUAUGCGCAAUAUAGUAAUAAGGGGGUGGAGUUCAGUGGCCCCGGAGAGGAAGAUGGCUCCGCUGUGGAGACCCUACAACAGGUUGUGGUGACGAUCAGCGAUGGAAAUGUCCCGGCUCCAUCGUGCAACGUGGGUCUAACCAACAUCACCGUCACCCCCAUCACCACCACGGCAGGGGCGCAGUUUGCCAGCUUACAGCCGGUGGCGGUGGGCCACCUGACGGCUCCAGACCGCCAGCUUCAGCUCGACAGCUCCAUAUUGACUGUGACCUUCGACGCGGUGAGCGGCAGUGCCGUGCUCCACAACAGGCCAGCCGAGCUGGCAAUAACCGCUGCCCAGGAGACCGCCGGCCCGCACCCCGUCGCCCACUUUAUCAACCUCACCACCUUCGUGAAUUCCAUAGCCCCGCUGGGAGGGCAGAUCGCGACCGAGGGACCUUUGACGUGGAGGGCGGUGCCUGUGGGUGAGACUCCGCCUCCAACAGAGGAAGACCCGCCCUCGGAGCAGACAGACCCGGGACCUCACACUUCUUCUCCCACGCGGGCCGGACAGCCGGGAGAAGCGGACUCGCAGGAGCAGGUGUACAGUUACUAAACUUAUCAAUUAGUCGACGACUAAAACUACGAACUGGAAUAACGGUUACUGCUAAAUUAUAAGAAUUUUUUUUUUUUUUUUUUUAUUAUUAUUUUUCUCCUAAUGCAAUGCGAUCAUGAAAUUGCGAAAGCCAAAAGGUUGAAAAGACCAUAAAAAAAUUCUCAGUAUUACAGAUGUUUUCAUUUCCCCCUAAAAAAGGUAAGAACAUUUCCCACUAAAAAAACAAAAAAGGAAAUUCAAGUUUUUCAUUUGUUUUUCAUUUUACUGUAAAAGUUGGAUGACAACCAAUAUGGCCGACAGUGCAGGGGGUUGUCACCCGCCCGGUGCUGCAGAUGACAACCAAUAUGGCCGACAGUGCAGGGGGUUGUUACCCUCCCAGUGCUGCAGAUGACAACCAAUAUGGCCGACAGUGCAGGGGGUUGUUACCCUCCCAGUGCUGCAGAUGACAACCAAUAUGGCCGACAGUGCAGGGGGU